Leptopilina boulardi is the source of this 4240-nucleotide messenger RNA. It is a transcript of the gene Zn72D, whose product is annotated as zinc finger RNA-binding protein. NCBI's taxonomy places the organism in Eukaryota, Metazoa, Arthropoda, Insecta, Hymenoptera, Figitidae. The transcript is spliced from 11 exons. The record is from RefSeq and is a predicted model, not a curated record. The coding region runs from base 291 to 3242 and encodes 983 amino acids. Gene Ontology annotation, molecular function: double-stranded RNA binding; single-stranded RNA binding; zinc ion binding. Gene Ontology annotation, cellular component: precatalytic spliceosome.
CGCAUGAGCUUUAAAUCGCUUGCUCGAAUUUUCUCGGCGUAGUUUAUUUUCCGGGUAUUGCAAUUAGCAAUAGCGUGUUGAUUUGCGCGAAGGUAGUUGCUCUCGAAAAAUCAGCGCAUGGUUCUUGAGGAAAGUGACCAGUGGUGGCCCACCUCGAAAUCAAGUAUUUCUUCCGGCUCCAACAGACGAACCAAUAGAAUUCCUUCUAGUGACGCCAUUAAGGCUGAAUUCGUGGCACGCCCUACGACUUCCUCCAUUGUCCUUCUUUCCGGGAUUCUCUACAAGGAAGGAUGGCGCAGAACAAUUAUUUCGGAUUUACUCACGGCGGAACUCAAUAUGGGGCGACCAGCGCUGCCGCCUAUCAAACAGGACAAGCGGGAUACGCAGUGACGCCAGCGGCUACAGCCGCCACAUACACUCAACGACCUGCAGCAGCUGCAGCUACUGGUUACGAAACUUAUCAAGCGGCCGCUGCUGCAGCCGCCACAGGCACAACAUACGCCGCAAAUCCUGGUACUGUGGCACAGACAUACGACUACGGAUACGGACGAGCUGCACCGGCUGCUACCUACGACGCUACUAAGACAUAUUAUCAACAACCAGCAGCAGCACCAGCAACUUAUACAACAACAGAGACUCAUUAUCAGGCAGCAAAGCCCGCGUAUAGCACAACUAGUGCUUAUACAGGAGCUCCUAGACAAGCAACAACAACAGGACAGGCAAAAACUUAUCAGGCAUCAAGUACUGCUUAUCAACAGUCAAAUCCUUCACAGAGUGCAACAUAUUCAUCAGGUUAUACUGCACCACCAACACCAGCUGCUACUCCGUCCGCGGCAACAAAUAAAACGGCGAGUACAGCGUAUUCUGGCUACGACGCGGCGCUCUACAGCGCUGCGACAAUGUACGUAGCCCAGCAGACAGCCAACACCAAUUCCACCAAUCAAAAAACUGGUGGUUGGCAGGGCUAUGGUCGUAAGGGAUUUGGUGCCGGUGGUGGUGGUGGUAUGAAGCAAAUGCGUCCAAAGCAACCGCCAAAACCACAACAAUUACAUUAUUGUGAUGUUUGUAAAAUAAGUUGUGCUGGUCCACAAACAUAUCGGGAGCAUCUUGAGGGUCAAAAGCAUAAGAAAAAGGAGGCUUCAUUAAAAGUGCCACAACAACCACCAGCAAGAGGCGCUGGUAAUUCAUUACGUUGUGAACUUUGCGAUGUCACUUGUACCGGAAAUGAUGCAUAUGCAGCACAUAUACGUGGCGCAAAACAUCAAAAGGUCGUCAAGCUACAUACCAAACUUGGAAAGCCAAUACCAAGCCCUGAUCCAACAGUUCUCAAUCCAAAACCAGCGGCUGCUGCCAAAACAACAGGAAAAAAAGGCACGGUCACGGCUACUCCUAAAAUCAACUUUGUUGCUUCUGGAAAUCUUGGAACCGUUAAUCAAGCGGCAGCGGAAAUAAAAAUUGAAGAUGGAAGUGACGAUGUUGGUGAUGAUGCAAAUAUAGAUGAGAAGGAUAUACAACCUGUUGGACAGGAAUAUAUUGAGGAGAAUAAAUCUGAUGACGGAAAAAUCAUUAGCUUUAAUUGUAAAUUGUGCGAAUGUCGUUUUAAUGAUCCAAACGCCAAAGAUAUGCACAUGAAGGGUCGUCGUCAUAGAUUUGCAUAUAAAAAAAAAGUAAAUCCAGAUCUUGUUGUUGAUAUGAAGCCAAGUCUUAAGCAAAGAAAAAUGCUUGAGGAAAAAUUACGUAGACAACAAGUUAGAGAGGAAUAUAUGCGUCGUCGUGAGGAAAUGAAUCAAAUGGGCCCAAUGGGACCAAUGUGUCCAAUGAUGGAUGAAGAAAUGAUGUACUGGGAAGAAAGACGACGUUACGAAGAAGAAUGCGAAUAUUAUGAAUGGUAUCGACGUUAUGGCCGAGGACCUGGUGCACCACCAAUGCCAAGACCAUUCCCUGGACCACCUCCAAUGAUGAUGUUCCCAGGUCCCCAGAGACGUCCCGAUUCAUCUGAUGAUAAACACGUUCUCUCUCAUCAUUCGACUAUUUAUCCCAAGGAGGAAGAACUGCAGGCAGUUCAAAAAAUUGUUUCACAUACGGAAAAAGCAUUGAAAUUUGUCUCAGACACUUUAGCUGAAGGAGGUAAAAAGCCAGGUGCUACUAAUAAUACAGCGGCUGUAGUGUCUGCGCCAGCUGUUGCGGUUACUGAUGUGAAAAAAGAGGAUGGAGAUAAAAAGAAGAAUGCAACACCCCCACAGAAAGAGGAUGGAAGUGAUGGUAAUCUAUUCUCAUUUCAAAAGGAGAAAGAGGACUCGCGAAUUCUUCGUGGUGUUAUGCGCGUUGGAAAUCUUGCAAAGGGUCUUCUUCUUUCUGGCGACAAUCAUGUUUGCCUCGUUGUUCUCUGUGCCGAAAAACCAACAAGAACUUUAUUAAACAAAGUUGCGGAAAUUUUACCAGCCCAAUUAAAGACAGUUGCACCAGAAGAUUCGUAUAAUGUUGGUAAACAUCCGGAAUCAGCUGCAUUGACUGUAUCUGGAGGAUCUGUGACUGUCAGUAUAACUCUCACAAGUCCAUUGAUGCGCGAUACAACAAAAGCAACACCCGCAGAUAAUGCUGGACAGCAGCAACAGGGAGCUGCUCAACCACAAACGACGCCCGCAACGCCAACUGUGACCAAACCAGAUCCGCUAGACGUACUUCCCAAGGCUAAGUGUUUGGAGGCUUUAGCUGCACUCAGGCAUGCCAAGUGGUUUCAGGCUAGAGCAACCUCAUUGCAGAGCUGCGUAAUGGUUAUACGCAUAAUGCGUGAUCUGUGCAACCGUGUACCAACUUGGGGACCAUUAAAUUCAUGGGCAUUGGAAUUGUUAACGGAAAAGGUGAUAAGCACCGCUGGUGGUCCAUUAAGUCCAGGUGAAGCUUUAAGACGAUUAUUGGAAUGUGUCGCAGGAGGAAUUUUACUACCUGGAGGUCCAGGUUUGUCCGAUCCUUGUGAAAAGGAUCCAAUUGAUGCAAUAGGAAAUAUGACUGCCCAACAAAGGGAAGAUAUAUCAUCUUCGGCGCAGCAUGCACUCAGGUUAGUGGCAUUCCGACAAAUUCAUAAAGUCCUUGGUAUGGAACAACUUCCACCACCCAAAUACAAGGGACGUUUUGCCCGUAAACGAAGACGUGACAAUAGUAAUGGCGAGGGCACUGAUACUGAGACUUCGAAAAAGGACAAGAAGGCCGAAGAAGUCAAAAUGGAGACGGAUUCUAAGUAGAUCCUACCAAAACAUUCAAUUUACUGAUUAAGUAUAACUUAUCUAACGUAAGAAAAAAUUCUCAAGCAUUCAAUGGCCUGUUUAUAUCAAGUUGUUUGCUUCUUUUUUUUUUUUUUUUUCUUUUAAAAUAGAGAAUAAUUCUAUAUAUAUAUAAAAAAAAAAAUAUUGAAGUUUCUCGACGACAAUGUGUUUUUUAAAAAAACAAUUUUCGUUUAUCUUGACAAUUUUUAAUUUUAAGUGUCUCAUUCUCAUUUAUUUCUAUAAAAAAUGAGAUGUCUUUUUUUUUUAUUUAAUUAAUUGAAAGAAAGGUAGACUGAAAAAGUAACUCAAAGAAGUUAUUGACCCUUUUUAAAACAGGCCAUUGUGGCGAAAAUAAAUCUAGUUCUAGGAAUUCCUCGAAUGAGUCGAUAGAGAAUGCAUUGAGUAGUUUGGAUUACGUAUUAAGCUAUUAAUCUACUUUAAAGAAAAAAAAAAGAAAAAAAAAAAAAAAAGAACCGCCUGAUAUGAAGGGAGUUGUAAUCGAAGGACGUGGAGAUUUGUAAUGUUUUUUUUUGAAAGUAAAGCUAACGCGUAGAGAACACAUUUGUAUCAAGACUUCAUAUGUGUAUGUUGUGUGUGUAGUCGUACAAAAAUGAAAAAGAAAAGCUAAACAAAAAAAAAAAAAAAAAAAAAAAAUUAGAAAAAAUGAGAAAAAAAGAAACGUUUGUUCUUAUAUCAUGAUUAUUUUCAACGCAUAAUUAGUAAAUAUCAGAGCUUCGAACAGUCACAAAUAUUUAUUUGCAAGAUUUAAAAAUAAUAGCUACACUUGUCAUCGAGUUUUUUUUUUCCAUUUGUUUAAUUAAAGUCACAAACUUCUAACAGUUUUUCAUUAAUAUUUUACAUUUAAACAGUCAUUUUUUUUUCUUUCACAAUAUUUCUUCGAUGUAGGGUGUAUUUCUUUUUUUUUUUUGCUCUUGUAUUUGAAAAACUUUCCUUGAAUAAACCAAACGUGUAUAACA